AUGGAGAAGCCGGUGCCAAAGGUAAUAUAUGGCUCGGGACUUCUAAAUCUCUCCGCAAGAGUCCAUCCGAACCAUGCAAAUUUACAGGGGAAGUACUCCAAGUGCGACGCUCAGAUUUUCUUUAAAUUUUGCACACACGUCGGGUAUGGACUAAAUAUCAAUUCUGGAAAAUUUUAGCUCGCGCUUUGCGGGCGCCGCCGAUAUAUCGAACGAUUUUUGCCGCCGAGAGAGCACGCUAAACGUGGAGAGCGGUCAGAGAGAAAAGCGCUUUUUGGCCAUAAUUUUGGCAGUUUCGUGCGGAAAAAUUUGAUUUUUUGUAGAAACAUUAUCCUUUACAGUUGAAAUAGGCAUGAAACUUUUCGUGCCGUAAUUCGACAAAAAGUCCUAAAUUUUUGCCGACUUUCGAUGUAAAAAUCUCGGUUGUUUCUGCAAAGCGCGAGCUAGGAUUCUCGCAUAUGUCUUAGAAAAAAUUAUUCUAAAUUUAUGCCAAGUUUCAUCAAAAUCUGAGCGUCGCAAUUGGAGUACUUCCCCUGUUAGUACAAAGUUAAUAGUUACGCAAUCUGACAUAACAUUGCGCAAUGUCGUAAGAAUUUCUGCCUUUCUGCCGCCUCCUCCUUUUUUGUCAACUUUUAACUUUCGACUAAAUUUGCAGGGACUCUUGCGGAGAGAUUUAGCAGUCCCGGGCCAUAUAUAACCACUUCAUCCAAUAACCUUUCAGAAUCUUGUUUUGGACAUAACUUUGUCUUUGGAGGAUCAUAACCUGCUUAACUUGCUGAACAAACUCAACAAACUGCCAAGAGAAGUAAGUUUUGAUUCAACUUUGUUUUUCUUUACCUUUUUUUAUAGAUUACUCAUAUUUUGAAAUCAAAAAUCUCACCGUUCCACUCGGCCCAGUUUUAUAUUCGCACGGGAAGACUGUUGAAGUAUGAUUAUGAGGAUUUUCGAGUAUUGUGUGUGAAGAAUAAAGUUGAUAAGUCUUACAACUUGGAGGGUAAUUGGAUAUUAACCUUCCACAAGUGAGUUGAGUCUUAUUCUCACCUAAAUUUCUUUGCAGUUUUAUGCAGAAAGCUGAUGAAGCCACGAAGUCUGCCAUCUGCCGAUACAUCGGAUCUUCUGUGACAGAAUUCUUGAAUGAUCCUGAUUUCAAUCCAUAUCCAGUUACCUUAAACACAACUGUUUAUGUAAAGGAAAAUGAGACAUUUGUCUGUGGAACCGAUGUCCUUCAAGUUUAUGACGGCAUUAUAGAUGACUUGGAUUACGGCGAUGAGUGUGUCGUGGAAGUCGGAAGUUUAAAUCCUGAAGCUGCUGUGCCAGACGAUGUUUCGGAGAGAUUCAUGUCUUAUGUGUCGGUAAGUAGGAAGGCUGACUGUAUCGGCGGUUGGUGGAAAAACUACUAUUGUGGGAUCAAACGGGCUUCUACACUUGCCUUUUUAGCUACAAGACGGCGAGGCGAUAUAAUAUAUACCUAUUUUAUAUAUUAUAUCGCAAAUAUACUCCCAGCCAAAAGUUUUGACUCCCCUUCUAACUCGGCCCAAAGUGUACCAAUUUGGACCAAACGUAUACUCCGCGACUAAAAUUUGGAACAGGCUAGAUUUUCUUUGCGGCUUGAGAUCGGAGUUUCAUUUCUUUUCUAUUAGAAUCGGAAUAUAUUAAAACCCCAGAAUGGAUACAUAGCCGUAGAAAUCAGAAAGCUCAUAUGAGCAAAACACAAAAUUUUAAAAAAUUGGCGGGACAAAAGUUUGGAGCAGGGUUAGGAAUGCGAUCAUAAAUUUCCGGGUAUAGUCAAAAACUCCUAGACUUUGGUAUUUUUAGAUGCUGCGAGGAGUCAGGAUCUCAACGACGUGCUGAUUUUCAUCGAGAAACUCAAAAUGAAAAAAAAAUCUUGUUGAGCCAAAAAUGACAGUUCAAUUUGGGGAAAAAAUUAUUUCUUGGGUUGGGUUACCCAUGUUAUCGAUGUAUUAGCAUUCUAAAAUAUAUAAUAUGGUCGUAUAAUCGUAAAAAGACACUCAAAUCUUCGCAUGCGAUCUUAUCCGCACAGUACAAUUUAUGAAAAGUUUGGAUUGUGCUUCGAAAAAAGCCAGAUGUUUCAAACAUUAAAAAAAAUUUUCGGUCACCAAAAUCAAUGUUUAUAUUGACCUGGAUUCCUAGUAUGAUACAUUGUAGAGUUGGCUAACAAAACUACUUCAAUGUGAAAGGGAUAAAGGUAUUUAGUUUUGCGCCAUAUGGCGACCUAAAAUUAAAGUAAAAAAUAUGGGUCAUCUUAACAUCUCAUAUGUCCGGGUUUUUCGAAGUUGUGGCCUUUCGUGUUGCAAUAGCGGUUGGUUUUUGUUUCUUCAAGAUACCUUUUCAUCCCACAAAAACUAUGAAAAGGCCAAUUAGCCAUCAAGCCGCCUUACAAAAAAUAUAAAAAUAUUGAACCAAGAUUUGAGGCACAACUCAAAAUUUUCAUAAUUUAUACUAUGCGUAUACGGUGCCAAUGCAAGGAUAUGACUGCCUGCAGGAGAUUAUGCGACCAUAAUUGAUAUUUUAGAAUGCUAAUACAUCGAUAACAUGUUAUAACAUGGGUAACCCAACCCAAAAAAUAUUUUUUCCCAAAUUGGACCGUCAUUUUUGGCUCAACAAGAAUUUUUUUCAUUUUGAGUUUCUCGAUGAAAAUCAGCAUGUCGUUGAGAUCCUAACUCCUCGCAGCAUCUAAAAAUACCAAAGCCUAGGAGUUUUUGACUAUACCCGGAAAUUUAUGGUCGCAUUCCUAACCCUGCUCCAAACUUUUGUCCCACCAAUUUUUUAAAAUUUUGUGUUUUGCUCAUAUGAGCUUUCUGAUUUCUACGGCUAUGCAUCCAUUCUGGGGUUUUAAUAUAUUCCGAUUCUAAUAGAAAAGAAAUGAAACUCCGAUCUCAAGCCGCAAAGAAAAUCUGGCCUGUUCCAAACUUUAGUGGCGGAGUAUAGUCUACUGAUAACCUAGUAAUAAAAAAUACCAUAGCAGGACAACCCAUCUAGCUGUAUUUCAAAAUCCAGGGACAAUUUUCACAAAAAUCCCCUCAAAAAAACGGGACAAAAGUUUUGACCCCCAUUAAAAAAAGCUAAAUAUCGCCAGCGGAUGCAGCCCAAACCUUUCGCAAUCAACGUCUCAUACCUGAAUACAGGUUAAUAAAUUAUUUUCCGUUGAAUGCUUUGUUGCAUUUGAGGAUACAACGCGUUAAACCGUUUUUGAUGUCGAGCUUCCGAAAAUGGUAAAAAUCUUGUUCUAGUGCUUUUCAAAAGUUCUGAAAUAUGUUUACAUCAUGUGAUUUUGACGUAGAGAAAGAUUAAACCUGCAUUAAUCUUCUCCUUUCGAAAAAAAGUCCAUGAUGGCCUAGCGGUGUCAAUUCGGCCGAUAUCCAGUUGUCAUGUCCAGCCUUGGCGGCCCGUUUGCUCUAUGACUAAUAUAAUCCUGAGACUCCCAUUUACUUUCAGCGAUGCAAAAUGUUUCGAAACGUUUUUUAAUGGGUUUCAUUAACCUUAAUCUUGAUCUUGCCGCUACUGUAGACGCCCCCGAGCACGACGACAUCUCCGCCGCCCAUUUGGCGUUCCCUACGCCUCAAAUUUGUAUGAAGGGUACCGUAGCGUCUUAAAUUACCUAGUCCAUCAAAUGAAAACCACUUUUCGUCGCUAAAAGUCCAUUUCAAAAACGCGGGUUUUUCGUUAAGGUGCAGAUCGGGAAAGUUGCAUAUGCAAACCAUAUGAGAUCGUUCAACGGAAGUUUAUUCUUGGUUUGAGAGUAGGUAGAAGUUUUAGGAUUACAUUGAGGACCUAACGACCACAUCUAGCCCAUUAGUCAUAGAGCAAACGGGUCGCCAAGGCUGGACAUGACAACUGGAUAUUGGCCGAAUCGACACCGCUAGGCCAUCAUGGACUUUUUUCGAAAGGAGAAGGUUAAUACAGGUUAUUACACGUCAAAAUCACAAUUCAAAACUUUUGGCGGGGGUAUACAAUUAAAUUGCAGUUUGUCAACUUGAAGGUCUCCGAGAUAGACCUUGAUGUAAACGGAUUGUUCUAUUUCCUUCUUUUAUCUCCAAAUGGAACUCGAAUUAUGUGCAAAGAUCUGAGUUCGGAGGAGGACGCUGGUGAAGUUUUUAAUGUGAAUCAUCCUCCGGUGAUUGAACAACAUGAAGUUAAACAAAUGAUGUUGGCUGUAGAUGGAGAUCAUGUCUUUAUUUUUAUCAGGACGUUUAAUGCGUUACAUUAUUUUAACAAAGCGACCAGAGAACAGGUUACGAAACAGGUUGAUGGAGAUCGUGAAGUGAGUUGGAUGUUUAAUAUUGUAAAUUCAAUGCCUUGACAUCUAUUUUGUAUUGCUUUAGAUCACUGAAAGAAUGUAUGCUCUUGGACCGAAUGCCAUCAUCUUUUGUGCCUCCGGAUUUCGAAUUGUGAACUUCCAAGCAUCUGGAGAUCCCUCAUCUCCUAUUCCAAGGUGUGAUUAUCCCCUAAUUUCGUAUUCAUUUAUAUCUAUGAUGGAUCGAAGCAUCUUGUACAAAGAGUCAGUUGUUGAUGGAUAUAGUCAUCUUAAAGUAAGCGAAAAGACCGUUUGUUUGUUUCUUGUUGUUUUCUUUAUAAUAGUAUUUAUCUUUUAUUUAUUGUAAUGGCACUGUGAUAUUAUUUUAGAUAAUUUAUCUGAUUGGUGAUCAAUUAACCUCUAGAAAUCUGUUUUUGUGUCAUCCAGAUGACAAGAUUAGAGUGUCCUCUUGUCAACUCUUUCAAAUCGAUGGUCGGGAGACCAAUCAGACCUCAAAAUACUUUUUGGAAGCACCUCAGGGUAGGUUUUAUAAACCUGGUCUUCUGAUAUUUUAGCCGAACCGAUUCUAUUCUAUACUGGUAAAACUAAAACGUAUCCUGUAUCCUCCCGUUGGCUCUAA
This is a messenger RNA of Bursaphelenchus xylophilus (pine wood nematode), 4892 nucleotides long. Lineage: Eukaryota; Metazoa; Nematoda; Chromadorea; Rhabditida; Aphelenchoididae. The record is from the annotation of a GenBank genome assembly.